AAAAUUACAUCUGUGGUGCUUGGGUGUGAAUCUUAAGUUGGUCAAGAUUGCAAGUUUGCAAUUUGCAAAUUCUGGUUUAAGAGUAGUAGGAGUUUCCUAUUGAGCCGAAUCAGGGGAUGGCAUCAAGAUUCUUCUCUUUCCAUCUCUCCAUUCGAGUGCUUCGGUGGAAACUCUCCUAUUUCCCAGGACUUAUCUUCUUCAUCCUUAAGGCUGCACAAAUGUGAUCUUGCUGCUUUCUCUUUAGCCCCUCCAGGCUUGUGGUGUUUUUUCUACUUCAUUCUCAGUGGUAAGUUUUUUUUUUUUGGUAGAAAUUCUCAGUGGUAAGUUGGUAACGCUCUUUUGCGAUCCGUGUUAUAGGGUAUGUACGACCUGCAACAGACUAGGGUCCUUCUAAUAAGCUACUGUUAUAGUG
Molecule: messenger RNA, 412 nt
Organism: Rubroshorea leprosula
Lineage: Eukaryota; Viridiplantae; Streptophyta; Magnoliopsida; Malvales; Dipterocarpaceae
Source: the annotation of a GenBank genome assembly